Molecule: messenger RNA, 3070 nt
Organism: Salvelinus fontinalis (brook trout)
Lineage: Eukaryota; Metazoa; Chordata; Actinopteri; Salmoniformes; Salmonidae
Product: general transcription factor 3C polypeptide 1-like
Exons: 15
Coding region: 241-3048 (935 amino acids)
Biological process (GO): 5S class rRNA transcription by RNA polymerase III; transcription initiation at RNA polymerase III promoter
Cellular component (GO): transcription factor TFIIIC complex
Molecular function (GO): DNA binding
Source: RefSeq, a predicted model, not a curated record
AAAGUUUACAUGUGCAACGUCACGAAAGGAACACAGUUGAAACGUAAACUCCCAAAGAAAACAUACAUUUCUGCGUGACAUGUGCAUGAUUUAACGUUUCAUUUAGCGGUUUUAAUUAAACAGGAUACAAUGCAGAUGCUUUGAAUGCAUAUCGAGCCGUACAGUAGUAGGUGGUCAUUUUUUAAACUUUGAGUUACGAAUUCGCAGCGGAGCUAGCGAGCUAACGUUAGUUUGCUAGCCAUGGAUCCGCUAGACAUAGUAAUGGACGAAGUGGCGUUGGAGGGACUGGACGGGGUUACUAUCCUCUCUCUGUGGAUUCGGUUGGAAAAGAGGAACCCUGCUUUCCCACGGAAUCUAGACUCGUACACUAAAGAGUUCAUUUGGAAAUCCUUGGUAUCGAACCACGAAGUCAACUUCUACGAGCUGCCGCAAGAGAGAGCGGAUGUCUUGCUCGUCGACAGGUUUGCAGACAUAGAUCCUGACACAGGGAUUCAGGAAGCAUCCUGUUGGGACAGAGUGGACUCCUACCCUGUCCAGGUCUUAUUGGAUGAUAAGAGUGGAAUCCAGGGCUCGUGUGUCUUCUUCAAGGAGAGGAGAAACGUCACCCCACUCAUCCGCACCACCAACCUGACGCCAUGUGUAACGUUAGAGGACGCCUUUAAAAGGACGGACCCGAGGAAGUUGCACUACUUGAGGAAGUCUCUGACGCAGAAUGAUCUGAUCACCAUGCAGUCUCAUGUCCUCAGACUGGCCAGCGGAGGACAGCAACACUCCAUACUGCUGCUGCUCAAACGCUUCCACGUAGACCGGCGCAGUAAGUAUGAUAUCCUGAUGGAGUUGACCUCUAACCUCCUGUCAGAGGCGCCCAACCACAUAGCCUCCAUGAUCACACUACGAGACCAACUGAGUAUCAGUGAGAAGACCUUCAAGCGUAUGUAUCAGUACAUGCAAGCCGCCAAACUGGUCCAAGUGGUCAUUAAACCUGUUGAACACCUCAACCCUACAGUAGGACCAUGUGACACCAGGAGAGGCACCAAGGUAGUGGCUCGCUGUCUGAAGCUAAUCAAACCCUACGUGAGGAAGGAGGUGGUCGAGGAUGACGAUGAUAACGACGACGAUGAUGGGGGAGGAGCAAAUAGGAAGACCGUCCCCACAGAGGGGCGGAUCAUGGAGAGAGACUUGCUCUCACAGGCCUAUGGGAUCAUCGUGUCCUGCGGGACCAAGGGCAUCUCUCAGAGUGCACUGCGUGCGAGGAUGUGCAUCGGCAAUCUGGAGUCUCGUAUGAUCUGCCGACUGCUGGAGAGGACAGACAUGAUCAAGGGGUUCAUGGAAGACGAGGGUCGUCAGAGGACCACUAAGUACCUCGGCCAUAUGCAUGUAGAUGAGUCCGAUCUGCUUCAACAUCUAGUUAAAGAGCAGGAGCGAUCAGACAGGCUUCGCGCUGGAGGGGGAGGAGGGGAAGGAGAGGGGGUCCCCAAAACCCCAGCACAGGCCACCCCAAAAACACCAGCUACCCCAAAGACUCGGCCUACCCCAAAAACACCAGCUACCCCAAAGACUCGGCCUACCCCAAAAACACCAGCUACCCCAAAGACUCGGCCUACCCCAAAAACCCCAUCGCUUCUGGAACCUCUGGGAGACACUGAGGGAGAGGAGGAGGAGGAGAGAGAGAGGGAUGAGGAAGACAAAGACUGGGAAGUCAAGAAGAAAGGGAAGAAGGGAGCGAAGAAGAAAAAUGCAAAAGAAAAGAAAGUGGGCAAGAUGUCUCUCCUGAAGCAGUCCAAACUCAACUUCCUGGUACCUCAUCACUCUACACCCAUCACGAGUAAGACCACACCCCCUACCAAAGGUGGAGCCAAUCAGGAGCCAGAGCUGGAGUCUACGCUCAGCCCAGAGGAGGAGUCAAAAUUCUGUCCUGACGUUUCAUUGGACCAGACGGGGAGUAUGUUCGAAGGCAACAGCCAAGCAGGGAACAGCGUCACGGUCGUCGAGGAGAUCCCCAGUCAGAAGGAGCACCAACGCCAGACGUACCGCCUGCUGAAGAGGAAGAACGUGAUUGUGGAAGCUGUCCAGAGCCUCAAGAUCAUAGAGGGCCUCUUCACAAUCCAGAGGUUGGUUCAGGAUGAGGAGAAGCUAGAGGGUGUGAUCACCAAGUGUUGUAAGAAGUCUAUCCUGCGUCUCAUCAGAUCUCUGUCUAAAGAGGGAAUGCUCAAACUGUUCAGAACCACUGUUAUACAGGACGGAGUCAGCAAGAAGGUGGAGUUUAUAGUCCACCCCUCUGUCUCUCCUAGUGAUGCUGUAGUGAAGUCGGCUAUAGAACAGGUCCGCUUCCGCAUCUCCAGCUCCUACCCUGCUGCACGUAAUGAAAUGCAGGAGGAGGAGAAGGCUAAGGAGAGAGAGAGGAGCAGUGUGGGAAAUGAGGUCCCUGCUGAACCCCAGAAUAUGACAACAGAGGACAAAGACAAACAACUGAAGACCUUCAAACCUUCUAUAGUCCCAGGUCUCAGCAGGUCUUUGGGGUACCAGCCUAAGAUGCCACGUCUGAGACUGACACACACCUUCUUGUGGUAUCUGGUCUACGGACACCCCCUGAGACACCCCUCUACCCCCUCUACCGCCACUCCCCCUGACCUCCACAACACCCCCAGCUCUAUCGUCCUCCCCACUGAUAACCCUGGUGUCCAGACGACCUACCCCACCACCCCCGGUAACCCCUCACAACCCCAAACUACACACCCUGACGACACCCAUCCUUCUAGCUCUGAAAACACAGACCUCACCACCUCAACCCCCCGAAACACAGACUCCCCCGAUCCCCAGAACUCGGACCUCCCCGACACCCAGAACUCGGACCUCCCCGACACCCAGAACCCACCCACUGACAACGCUGCAGUAAGUGACCCCGCCUCCACAGAGGGCCAGCCAGGCCUGCCCACUGACCCGGAAGUGAUGUCAUCGUUGGCGGAGGAAGGGCAGGAGGGGAUCAAUCUGACAGAUGUCGGACACGACCCUGACAUGAAAGGUACAUUACAGAAAUAUUUGAAUUAAUGCUAACCUCCCUUGUUAUUGG